Onthophagus taurus is the source of this 915-nucleotide messenger RNA. Its product is annotated as 15-hydroxyprostaglandin dehydrogenase [NAD(+)]-like. Gene Ontology annotation, cellular component: cytoplasm. Gene Ontology annotation, molecular function: oxidoreductase activity, acting on the CH-OH group of donors, NAD or NADP as acceptor. The record is from RefSeq and is a predicted model, not a curated record. NCBI's taxonomy places the organism in Eukaryota, Metazoa, Arthropoda, Insecta, Coleoptera, Scarabaeidae.
UCUUUAUUGUUGUUUUACCGAUCUAUGAUCAGUUUAACUAUUUCUUGCAACGUAAGAACACAAAAUGUUCGUUGAGAAUAAAGUGGUUUUAGUCACGGGAGGUGCUGCAGGGAUAGGAUUGUGUAUUGUUAAGGAAUUAUUAAAAAAUAAUGCUAAAGUUUGUAUUGCUGACAUAAGUAUUCAAUUUGGACCGCAAGUCUUAUUGUUAAAUGAUUUAGAAAAAGAAUAUGGAAGUGGAAGAUGUAUUUUUUGUAAAGUGGAUGUUAGUGAUAAAAAUGAAUUUGAAGCUGCAAUGAAGAAGACCGUCGAAGAAUUUGGUAAUUUCGAUAUUUUAAUAAACAACGCUGGAAUUCUUGAUGACUCCAUAUGGGAACGAGAAAUUGAAAUCAAUUUGAAAGGUGCUAUAAAUGGUUGCAUUUUGGCAAUGGAACACUACCUUCCCAAAUAUAGAAGUACCCAAAAAGCUGUAAUAGUUAAUUUGGCAUCAAAUUUGGGAAUAGAAAAACCUGGUGCACUUCCAGUUUAUAGCGCGACAAAAUCCGCUCUUAUUGCAUUUAGCAAAUCUAUAUCUUCCGAUGUUAAUUAUAAUAGUCAAAAAGUCGAUGUAAUUACUUUAUGUCCCGGACCAACGGAAACUAUGCUAUUAGCAAAUUUUACCCGAAAAGGUUUAAAUGAAAGAUUUAAUAAUUUGUUGGUUCGUUUUUUGAAUGAAAGGGUGACUACGUUACCACAAAAACCUGAAUGUGUUGCUAAGAAUCUUAUGGAAAUCUUAAACGAUUGUAAAAAUGGGGAGUUUUGGGAAAUCGAAGAUGGGAUGCGAAAAGAAGUGAUUAUAAGAAAUCAACCUGAAUAUAAGUGAAAUUAAACAUCUAUUUUGGUGAUUUAAUCACAAAUUAUAAAUCAUUAUAAACUUAA